Messenger RNA from Achroia grisella, 902 nucleotides. It is a transcript of the gene galla-2, whose product is annotated as MIP18 family protein galla-2. Gene Ontology annotation, biological process: iron-sulfur cluster assembly. The record is from RefSeq and is a predicted model, not a curated record. Gene Ontology annotation, cellular component: cytosolic [4Fe-4S] assembly targeting complex. Bases 137 to 607 code for a protein of 156 amino acids. The transcript is spliced from 2 exons. NCBI's taxonomy places the organism in Eukaryota, Metazoa, Arthropoda, Insecta, Lepidoptera, Pyralidae.
ACUACCAAGUAAAUGGAUAAGAACUUAGCGUUACAUGCUCUGUUAAUGAUUCAUAGAUUAACUGACAGUUAUUUACAAUAUUAUUAUUGCUUAUUUUAUUUGUGCUGUAAAACUACAUCAUUAAAAAUUAAAUAUAAUGACUAAAAUAGCGGAUAACGUGAACCCUCACGUGUACGAGAAGGGUUCAGAGCGGGAAGUAAGCACAGAGGAUCAUAACGAGGAGGUUGAAGACGAGUUUGACGAGCGUGAAAUAUUCGAUUUAAUUCGUAAUAUCAACGACCCUGAACAUCCACUGACUCUUGAGGAGCUGAGGGUCAUUGAAGAGAAGAAUAUAAUUGUUAAUAAUAAGGAUAAUACUGUUGUUGUUAACUUCACACCCACAAUUCCACAUUGUAGUAUGGCCACUUUGAUAGGUCUAUCAAUCCGUGUUUUGUUACUUCGUGCACUGCCCAGUAGGUUCAAAGUGACGGUUGAGGUUUCAGAAGGUACCCAUGUGUCUGAACAUGCAGUGAACAAACAAUUAGCUGAUAAGGAGAGAGUGGCUGCAGCAUUGGAGAAUAACAAUCUGGUGCAGAUAAUAAAUCAGUGUGUGGCAAGUGUUCAAUGAUUUAGUUUUUGUGGUAAAAUUUUUGUAUGGAGAGUGGUAAUUACAUAUUAUCAUGUCAACUUAUUUUUAUGACUAUACUAGCUGUCCCGGCAAAUGUUAUUGUGCCUUAAAAUAAAAAAAAAAAUUAGGGGUGGACUACCCCUAACAUUUAGGAUGAAAAAUAGAUGUUGGCCGAUUCUCAGACCUACUCAAUACGCUCACAAAAUUUCAUGAGAAUCGCGCAAGCCGUUUCGGAGGAGUAUGGGAACGAAAACUGUGACACGAGAAUUUUAUAUUUUUACUAGCUCUCCUGGCA